This is a messenger RNA of Myzus persicae (green peach aphid), 1702 nucleotides long. RefSeq names its product UDP-glucuronosyltransferase 2C1-like. NCBI's taxonomy places the organism in Eukaryota, Metazoa, Arthropoda, Insecta, Hemiptera, Aphididae. The transcript has 5 exons. Bases 9 to 1682 code for a protein of 557 amino acids. Gene Ontology annotation, molecular function: UDP-glycosyltransferase activity. The record is from RefSeq and is a predicted model, not a curated record.
AAUGUGUUAUGCAACGUGCAACCUGUAGUACCCGUGAAAGGCACUUAGUAACUACAUCAAAAAAAUCAAAAAUUUUCCUUCCACUAAUCGUACUAUUUUAUACUAAUAUAAUAAAUAAUAAUACUCGGUUAAAAUUAUUACAUUUUUGCCUUUUUAAAUACAAAAUGUUGCCAAGCAUGUUUUUGUGUACAAUUGUGUGUGCUGCAAUCGCCGUCGCAAAGGCGUCAAACAUUUUAGUGUUUAUGCCGAUGCCGUUUAGAAGCCAUUUUCGUGGAUUUCAACCAUUGUUCGAAGAGCUGUCACGUAGAGGACACAAUGUAACCGUAGUGACUUCUUACCCUGAAAAUCGUCAGAUUGCCAACUACACGGAAAUAGGACCAUUUAUUUCCAAAGGACAUGAAAGAAAUGUUACGGAAAUGAUGCACAAGAACUUUGUGACGUCGGCUUUGUCGGUAUGGAAACUCGGCGAAAUAUUAACUGAAGUCUUGAAACAUAAAUCAAUGGUAGACUUCCUCCAAACGAAUUCCGACUCAUUCGAUUUAGUUAUAAUAGAAUCGUGCUGUCAAGAAUAUACUGUGGUCUUGGGCCACAAAUUCAACGCACCAGUUAUUAAUCUGGUCCCAGCCAUGCUCUGGAGCAGUAUUAGCAAAUGGAUACACGUCCCUUCCACAUUCUCGUACAUACCAAACAUUCUUUUGGAAACAACAAGUGAUAUGAGUUUCACGCAACGUUUAAAAAACACCAUUACUGGAGUGUUGCAGCUGUAUGUAGAAAAUUAUUUGUAUUUACCUAGAAUGAAGGAGGUAAUGGAUACACACUUCACAUACAAAGGGUGGGAAUCCAGGCCUUCACUUGAAGAUAUGUUGAAUAAUGUGUCCUUAACACUAGUCAACGCUCAUCAUGCGGUUGGUGUAUCCAGACCAUAUCUUCCAGGUGUUAUUGAUGUAGGUGGUAUGCACAUCAAAGAGUCCAAGUCCCUGUCUGGGGAUCUUCAAACUUUCGUAGAUUCAGCAGAGCACGGAGUAGUUUAUUUCAGUUUUGGUUCUGUGAUUAACUUAAAUCACUUACCAAAAGAAAAAUUGAAUAUUUUUCUGGGCACUAUUGAAAAAUUAAAACAAAAAGUAAUACUAAAAUGGACACCAAAUGCUAGUGUAAAGUUACCUCAAAAUGUUAUGUCUGGUUCGUGGUUUCCUCAAAGUGAUAUUUUAGCUCACCCAAAUGUCAGACUUUUCAUAACUCACGGAGGAUUACAUAGUUUAGAGGAAACUGUUUAUCACGCAAAACCUGUAGUUGCUAUACCAUUUUUUGGUGAUCAGCAUUUAAACAUGAAAUUAGUAGAAAGAAAAGGCUAUGGUAAACUAGUAGAUUUUUUUAAAAUUACGGAAGAAUCAUUUGGGAAUGCCAUCAAUGAAGUAUUAUCGAAUCCAAAGUUUAAAAAGAAUGCGGAAAUCCAGAGUCGUGUCUACAGAGAUCAACCGAUGAAACCUUUAGACCGAGCUGUGUACUGGGUAGAAUACGUUAUUCGGAAUGGAGGAGCUGGACAUCUUCAAGGUGACUCCGUGGGAUUAAAUGAUAUGCAGUAUUUUUUGUUUGACAUAGUAUUUCUUUUACUAAUACCAAUUUUAUGUAUAAUUUGGUUAUCCUAUUUAUUUAUUGCAAAAAUUACAUCCAAACUAUAUUAAAAGACAACACUGCACAUAAU